AGUGUCACACACCCACUCUACUCUCACACUGUCGCUCAUCACUACGCUGCCCGUCUGCUGGGGUGUCGGCUGCUGCCGCCACUCGUCCCACUCACUCCCACGCGCGCGCUCCCCACCCUGCUCGCCACAAUGCGCCGCUUCCCCCUCGCCGCCGCCGCCGCGGCGUUCCUGUUCGCCCUCCUUCCCCUGGCCGCCGCCGCCGCCACCUCCGGCGGCAAGGCGAAGGCGAAGGCUCCCGCGGCCCCUCCGGCGCCGCCCAACAUCACGGCGCUCAUGUCCAAGGGCGGGUGCAAGGCGUUCGCGUCGCUGGUGGAGGCUUCCCCCGACGCGCUGUCGACGUUCCGGUCGGCCGUGGAGGGCGGCGUGACGGCGUUCUGCCCCGCCGACGCCGCCUUGCGGCCGUUCAUGCCGAACUACCGGAACCUGAGCGCCGAUGGCCGGGCGUCGCUGCUGCUGUUCCAUGCGGUGCCCGUGUACUACACGCUGGCGGGGCUCAAGGCCAGCAACGGGCCCAUGAACACGCUCGCCACCGACGGCUCGUCCCGGAACUACAACUUCACGGUGCAGAACGUGGGCGACCAGGUGAGCAUCCGGACGGAGGCCUCCGGCGCCGCCGCCGCGCGGGUCCGGGCCACGGUCUACGACCGGGACCCCGUCGCCAUCUACGCCGUGGACGCGGUGCUGGAGCCCGUGGAGCUGUUCGACCCCGCCGGGGCCCCCGCGCCGGCGCCCGCCCCCGCGGCCAACGUGCCCAGGGCGUCCGGCAGGAGGGCGCGCCACCGGCCGCGGCACGUGGCGGACUCGCCCGGCCCGGCCGCCGACGACGACGCGGCGCCCGCUGACCAGAGGAAGAACGCCAAGAAGAACGCGGCGCCCGGCGCCCCCUGCCCGCGGUGGCUCGCCGCCGUGGCCGUCGCCGCGGCCGCCGCCUUGGUUUAGGGGAUUAAGCUGGUGAAUCCUCUUUUCUCGAGGCGGAUCUGCUUGAGUGUUGUCGGUGUUCAGAGCAUGUUUUUUUUUUGGGUGCUUCUCUUUGGAUGGAAACGCCAUGUUUUUUUUUGUUCUUCUCUCUCUUUACUCCAUUGCUGUUGUCAGUAGUAUGAAAGAUUGAUUUGGUCCGCGUCAAGUGUUCUGAAUUCGAAUCAGGGAGCUGUAAUCCAA
This is a messenger RNA of Panicum hallii, 1158 nucleotides long. RefSeq names its product fasciclin-like arabinogalactan protein 1. Lineage: Eukaryota; Viridiplantae; Streptophyta; Magnoliopsida; Poales; Poaceae. The record is from RefSeq and is a predicted model, not a curated record. The coding region runs from base 130 to 939 and encodes 269 amino acids. The transcript has a single exon.